AUGUCAUUAUUAAAUUCAAUCAAAAAUAUUUUAUAUUCAAAAAGUAAUUUAUCAAAUUAUAAUAAAAACAAUAAUAUAAUAUUCAAUAGUUUUAUAGAUAUUCAAAAUUCAAAUAUUAUAACUGUAAAGAACCCAUAUACAAAUAUUGACAAAUACUAUGGAUAUAGUGCUCAAUCAGUUUAA
Molecule: messenger RNA, 183 nt
Organism: Dictyostelium purpureum
Lineage: Eukaryota; Evosea; Eumycetozoa; Dictyosteliales; Dictyosteliaceae
Exons: 2
Coding region: 1-183 (60 amino acids)
Source: RefSeq, a predicted model, not a curated record